UGUUUGAUAUAUUUCUAAUAUUUAAUCAGUUUGCUAUUUAUUUAAAUCGGCAAGUGUUAUCAUCUACAAACGCUACCUGAUAUUUGUUACCUUCAAAAUGAUAAUGUAAAACGUAAUGGCUGUGCACCAAUAUAUAAUAAAAACAACCAAUUUUAACACGUAAAUUCAUGGAAAUCGAAUAUGAUAUUUACCUUCCUGGUUGAUUUAAAGUGAGUUUGAGAAGAGAAACUGCAAAUAUAAAAGGACCGUUUGUCAUGGCUACAAGGGACUUGCUCGUCGGGUCGAUAGAUCUUGGUACAACUUAUUCUGGCUGGGCUUUCUCCUUCCUGCAUGAUUUUCAGGCGGAUCCUACUAAAGCGUCUGUCAAGCAAUGGCACUCUAGUGGAACUCUAGUUACAGAAAAAGCACCGACGUGUUUGUUGAUAAAGUCAGAUGGAAAGACCCUUGAAGCGUUUGGAUAUGAUGCUGAAAACAAAUACAGGGAACUUGCAGACAAUGAAAUGCACGAAGAGUAUUAUUACUUCAGAAGAUUUAAAAUGGCACUUAAUAAAAAGCUUGGUGAGAAACUGGACCGCGGCAUGACAAUAGAAGAUGAGAUGGGAAAGUCGAUGAUAGCGUUAAAUGUAUUUGUCAUGGCAAUCGAAUAUCUGGUAGGAGAUAUGAGGAAGAGUGUAAAAGAUAAACUUACAUCUGCUUUUAAGAAAGAUGAUGUCCACUGGGUACUUACUGUUCCGGCAAUAUGGACAGAUGCUGCCAAACAAUUUAUGAGAGAGGCCGCGGUGCAGGCUGGACUUUUAACAAACAAGUUGACAAUUGCACUGGAGCCAGAAGCAGCAUCGAUAUUUUGCCGCCAUUUAUCGGUGGAUACAGCGAUAUCUGGCGGAAACCUGUCAAUAGCGAAGAUGCCUGUCGGUACCAGAUACAUGGUUCUCGAUGCAGGAGGCGGAACGGUAGAUAUAACGGUACACGAGGUUGUCAGUGAGAACAGCGUUAAAGAGAUCAAAUCAGCAAGUGGUGGUGGGUGGGGAGGUAUCCUAGUUGACAAAGCUUAUGAAAACCUGUUAAUUGAUCUGGCUGGACCCGAGGUUUAUGAUACCUUUAAACGUACUGAGACAGAAGACUGGCUUGACCUUUGGCGCGAUUUUGAAGUGAAAAAGCGAGCUGUUGCACCGGAUAAAGAUGCUCGUGUUAAUAUGAGAUUUCCUCUUUCCUUCAGCAAGACCUUUAAAAGAAUCACUAAAGGAAAGCUAUUGGAUGCCAUUGAAGCUUCAGUGUAUGCAAGUGAUAUUGAGUUUUCAGGAGACAAGAUUAAAAUUUCUGCAAGUCUCUUUAAAAGCCUGUUUGAACAUUCCAUCAGAAAAACCAUCAAUCAUGUGAGAAGUCUACUUCGUGAUGAAAAUGUCAGGAAAGUAAACAUAAUUUUGAUGGUAGGUGGAUAUUCCGAGUCUCCUAUGCUGCAGCAUGCAAUUAAAGAAGCGUUUACAGGCCAAGAUAUUGUUAUACCAAUUGGUGCAUCUUCGACCAUUCUUAGAGGAGCUUUAGUGUAUGGACAUAGUCCGGUAUCCAUACGGGAAAGAGUCUUGAAAUACACAUAUGGUGUUGAAUCAACUGAACCAUUCAUAGAAGGAACUGACCCUGAACAUUUGAAGGUUAUAUAUGCAACUGGUGUACGAUGUAGAGUUUUCAGCAAACAUGUUGAAAAAGGACAAGUAGUCAAAUGUAAUGAACCGCAAGUUGAAAAGCCUUAUGUAACACAACACAAAUUCCAAAGUAAAGUAGCUUUGGACAUUUUUGCCACAGAACAAUGUAACCCAAGAUAUACGACUGAAUGUUCGCUUAUUGGAAACAUGAAAUUUGAUCUUCCGGAACCAGAGGAGCAGCCUGGAAGAAAGGUCAUCGUGUCUAUGACGUUUAGUGGUACUGAGAUUAUCGUGAAAGCAGUGGAUGUGAAAACAGGCAAGGACUGGCGCGUUUUCAUCAACUUCCUUGGAUAAGUUUUAAUGCGUGUCUGUCAAUAGAAAUAUGUUCAAUACAUUAAGUAUUUUUUCUGUUGACUGUAAUUAAAAAAACUAACUUUGAUAACAAAGAAAAUGAAAAUCAUUUUUAGAAAUAAAGAGAGAGUUAGACUGGAGGAAAAAUGUUGGCCCUUGUAUGAGGAAUGGUCAAACUACACACAUUUAUAAAGAAAAUCUUCGUAAUUAAAUAUAACAAGGCUUAAUUGUAAUGAAAUAAAAAUAUUUAGUUUAUAUAUAACUAAAAUGUUGAAAUAAUUGUUAUUGCUAAAUAACUUAUACUAAUAUAAGGAUGAAUUACUGGUGUGCAUACGAAUUUAAAAAGUGUGCGUAGCCGCCUUAAAAUUAUAAUAAAUAGUAAUAGAUAUAGACUAUAUUUAACAAUUUCACUAAACUUUAAGGGUAAAUGAAACUAAUGUGCUAAAAGAUGGGUUAUAAAUCACAGAUAUAGAAAAGUUCACUUGAAACGGAAAACUAGAUAGAAUUUGGCCAGGGAAGCAUUCUCAAAUGCUAAAAAUAUAAACACCCAAAAUGUUGUAUGAGAAAGAUACACUUAUUUUACUGAGAAUAUUAACAAACACAUAUUGUAUUGUUUUAAAACAUUCAGAAAACCCGAACAGAAUUCAGUGUGUCAAAUCUCAAAUAUAUAAAGCAUGCUAUUAGUAGAGCUGCGGAACGGUAUUCUGAGGGUCCCGGGUUCGACUCUUGGUCAGACCUCCCAUUUUUCCUCAUCCUAUGUUACAGGCAAGUUUAAAUUUUCAGUUACUUUGUCAGAUCCGGGUGAUGUCACAGACAUUCAAUUAAUGCUUGAAUUUAGAUAUUAACUUACUCCCAUGCAAUUUGGCAAAAUCAAACGCGCGCGAACUUAUCUGCCGGCAAUUAACAAAAUAUCAGUAACAAUCAUAUUACAUUGUUUCUCCAUAAACCAGGUUUUGAUUAAUAAGUAGCCAUUGUCGAUAAUUGCUACACAGCUUCAUAAUUCUCAUUUAUUAACUGUUUAUCGAAUAACACUAGUGUUUUGUUUAUUCAGAGAGUGUUUCCAAGAGUGUUAUGAUUAAUUUUAUACAUAUUGACUAUAGUAAAUUAAUAA
This is a messenger RNA of Ruditapes philippinarum (Manila clam), 3102 nucleotides long. Its product is annotated as heat shock 70 kDa protein 12A-like. The transcript has 5 exons. Bases 255 to 1994 code for a protein of 579 amino acids. NCBI's taxonomy places the organism in Eukaryota, Metazoa, Mollusca, Bivalvia, Venerida, Veneridae. The record is from RefSeq and is a predicted model, not a curated record. Gene Ontology annotation, molecular function: ATP-dependent protein folding chaperone; ATP binding.